Messenger RNA from Hippoglossus stenolepis (Pacific halibut), 5835 nucleotides. RefSeq names its product otoferlin. The transcript is spliced from 40 exons. NCBI's taxonomy places the organism in Eukaryota, Metazoa, Chordata, Actinopteri, Pleuronectiformes, Pleuronectidae. Gene Ontology annotation, biological process: plasma membrane organization; synaptic vesicle priming. Gene Ontology annotation, molecular function: AP-2 adaptor complex binding; calcium ion binding. The record is from RefSeq and is a predicted model, not a curated record. Gene Ontology annotation, cellular component: synaptic vesicle membrane; presynaptic active zone membrane.
AUGAAGCGCAGUAAGCACCGUGGACACAAGGAGGACAGAAAUGGAGAUGAGCCAGCUAUCCUGGAGACAGAAAAUCUGGAUCGGCAGGGUAUGUUCAUGGGAGGAGGACAGGACCUUGACACCAUCUCAGUGGCCUCAGUCACAGCUGUUACCACCAAUGUAUCGAAUAAGAGAUCCAAACCAGACAUAAAGAUGGAGCCCAGCUCUGGCAGACCAGUAGAUUACCAAGUGAGCGUGACAGUGAUUGAGGCCAGACAGCUGAUUGGACUGAACAUGGAUCCCAUGGUCUGUGUGGAGAUUGGAGAAGAUAAAAAGUACACCUCCAUGAAGGAAUCAACCAACUGCCCGUACUACAAUGAAUACUUUGUCUUCGACUUCCACGUCCCUCCAGAUGUUAUGUUUGACAAAAUUCUGAAGGUUUCUGUCAUCCACUCUAAAAAUCUUCUGCGUAGUGGAACGCUGGUUGGGAUGUUUAAACUGGAUGUUGGCACAAUCUACACACAGCCAGAACAUCAGUUUAACCACAAAUGGGCUCUGUUGUCUGACCCUGACGACAUCACAGCGGGUUGUAAAGGCUACGUGAAGUGUGACGUCGCAGUUGUGGCCAAAGGAGACACGAUAAAGACUCCGCACAAGGCCAAAGAGUCUGAUGAGGAUGACAUAGAGGGAAAUCUCUUAUUACCUGAGGGGGUACCCGCAGAGCGACAGUGGGCUCGCUAUUACCUGAAGAUCUACAGAGCCGAGGGACUCCCAAGAAUGAACACCAGCAUCAUGGCCAAUGUUAAGAAGGCCUUCAUCGGAGAAAAUAAGGACCUGGUCGAUCCUUAUGUUCAAGUACUGUUUGCUGGGCAGAAGGGGAAAACAUCAGUUCAGAAGAGCUGCUACGAGCCCAUCUGGAACGAGCAAAUAGUGUUCACUGAGAUGUUUCCACCGCUGUGCAAGCGCAUAAAGAUCCAGCUCCGCGACUCUGAUAAAGUGAAUGAUGUUGCUAUAGGAACACACUUCCUGGACUUGCGGAAGAUUUCCAAUGACGGGGACAAAGGCUUCCUUCCCACACUGGGGCCUGCCUGGGUCAACAUGUACGGCUCCACUCGGACCUACAGCCUGAUGGACGAAUACCAGGAGUUGAACGAAGGACUCGGAGAGGGGGUGUCCUUCAGAGCCCGUCUGCUCAUCAGCCUGGGUGUGGAGAUCCUGGACCCCUCCUCCCCUGAGGUGGCCAGCUCCACAGAUGCGCAGGUGGAGGGAGUGCCCAACAUCUCAGAGACCGCAACUGGGAAGGUCGAGGAAUUUUUCCUCUUCGGAUCGUUCCUCGAGGCAACAAUGAUCGAUAGAAAGAUUGGAGAUAAGCCCAUCAACUUUGAGGUCACCAUAGGUUACUACGGCAACGAGAUAGAUGGGAUUGUCCAGACAAAAACCAAAGGGAAGAGAGGUGGAGGCGACGGAGAUGAAGAAGAAACUGAACUGAUUCACAACUCCAGCGACGAGGAGGUGGACGAUGACGGAGACCUGACAUCAGUGGCAACUACACCUCCCAUGAAGCCUGUCAUCACUGAUCGAAACUACUUCCACUUGCCGUACUUUGAGAGGAAGCCGUGUAUCUACAUCAAGAGUUGGUGGCAGGAUCAGAGAAGGAGGCUGUACAAUGCCAACAUCAUAGACAACAUUGCAUAUAAACUGGAGGAGGGACUAAACGAUGUGCAGGAAGUCAUUAAGACAGAAAAGUCCUAUCCUGAGCGCAGACUGAGAGGUGUCCUGGAGGAACUCAGCCACGGAUGCAGUCAGUUUCUUGCGCUGGCAAACAAGGACCAGAACCAGUCCGGUAAAACCAAACUUGACAGGGAGAGACUGAAGCUGUGCAUGUCAGAAGUGGAGUCCAUUGGCCAGCAAGCGAAGGCCAUGAGGUCCCAGGUGAAGAAAAGCACAGUGAGAGAUAAAAUCAAGCUGGCUCAGAACUUCCUCACAAAGCUGCGCUUCCUGGCUGAUGAACCUCAGCACAGCGUUCCUGAUGUUUUCAUAUGGAUGAUAAGUAACGGGAAGCGCAUUGCUUAUGCACGCGUGCCCUCCAAGGACAUCCUUUACUCAACUAUAGAGGAGGAAAGGGGGAAGGAGUGCGGCAAAGUCAAGACAAUCUUUCUCAGGAUCCCUGGAAAGAAAGGCUUUGGGCCUGCUGGCUGGACAGUGCAGUCCAAGAUAGAGAUUUAUCUGUGGCUGGGUCUAAACAGGCAGCGCAAAGACUACCUGAGUGGCCUCCCCAAUGGAUUUGAGGAGAACAAGUUGUCCAAAGGACCCGGCAUGCCGUGCUCACCUCCCAUUAGCCUCACCUACAUGAUGAAGCAAAUCUUCCAGCUGAGGGUCCACAUGUACCAAGCUCGCAGCCUGUUUGCUGCUGACAGCACAGGUCUGUCUGAUCCCUUUGCGAGAGUCUUCUUCUCCACGCAAAGUCAGGUCACCGAGGUCUUGCCUGAAACUCUCUGCCCCACGUGGGACCAGCUGCUGGUCUUUGAGAACGUGGAGUUGUUCGGAGAAGCCAAUGAGCUGAGAGACGACCCCCCCAUCAUCGUCAUUGAAAUCUAUGAUCAAGACACAGUGGGCAAAGCGGACUUCAUGGGCAGGACCUUUGCCAAGCCCGUGGUCAAGAUGGCCGACGAGCACUAUGGCCCCCCGCGCUUCCCUCCGCAGCUGGAGUACUACCAGAUCUACCGUGGGAACUGCACCGCUGGAGAAAUGCUGGCAGCUUUUGAACUCCUGCAGGUCAGUGUGUGAAAAGCAGACAUCCUCGAGCUGUGUGCUUAUGUGACUGCUAUAAAUGUCACGUUGCUUUCCUGUCCCGUCUCUUAGCUUGGACCCAAUGGGAAAGCCGACCUGCCUCCGAUAGAAGGCCCUACAGAUAUAGACCGUGGUCCGCUGCUGCCUGUACCACUGGGAAUCAGACCAGUGCUCAGCAAGUACAGGAUUGAGGUUUUGUUCUGGGGCUUGAGAGACCUGAAACGGGUGAAUCUGGCCCAGGUGGAUCGGCCUCGCGUAGACAUUGAAUGCGCCGGGAAGGGGGUUCAGUCGGCCCUCAUCCCCAACUACAAGAAAAACCCCAACUUCAGCACCCUGGUCAAGUGGUUUGAAGUGGAUUUGCCUGAGAAUGAGCUGCUCCACCCGCCACUGAACAUCCGAGUGGUGGACUGCAGGGCCUUUGGCCGCUACACGCUGGUCGGCUCCAACGCCGUCACCAGCCUGAGGAAGUUCAUCUACAGGGCGACGGACAAACAGGCCAACAACUGGUCCUCAAACACAACAGAGGAAAUUAUUGUUGUCGGCAUGGAAUCUGAGCCGGCUUUUAAGAAGAUGGACACUGUGGUCAAACUCGACUCUUGCUCUGAUGCUGUGGUCAAAGUUGAGGACGACGAUAAGGAUGGAAAGGGGAAGAAGAAGAAGAGGAAGAAGGGAGAGGAGGCCGAAGAGGAGGAGCUUGACGAGAGCAUGUUGGACUGGUGGUCCAAAUAUUUUGCCUCCAUUGAGACUUUGAUGGAGGCUCUCAAGGCUCAGGAAGCAGCUCUGUCAGAUUCAGAGGACAAAGACGACGUGGACAUUACAGAUGCUGGAGAUAUCAAACCCGAGGACUCUCCUGUGAAAGGCACUAAGAGGGGAAAAGGAAAGAAGAAGAAGAUGACCUUCGACCCGUUCGAGAAGAAAAAGCCAAAGUUGGACGAGCUGAAGGUUUAUCCAAAGGAGCUGGAAAGUGAAUUUGACAACUUCGAGGACUGGCUCCACAGUUUCAACCUGUUCAGGGGAAAGGGCGGAGAUGAAGAUGACCAGAACGUGACAGACGAGGACAGGAUUGUUGGGAAAUUCAAAGGCUCACUGUGCAUGUACAAAGUGUCGGACGAUCUGUCCAGAGACGUGAACUUCGACCCCAACAUGGGAAUGUUUCAAAACAUUCCUCACAACGACCCCAUUAACGUUCUCGUCCGCAUCUAUGUCAUCAGGGCAACUGAUCUGCACCCGGCUGACAUUAAUGGGAAAGCUGACCCGUACAUCGCGAUUAAACUGGGAAAGACAGAAAUCAAAGACAAGGAGAACUACAUCUCCAAACAGCUGAACCCCUUGUUUGGCAAAUCCUUUGACGUGGAGGCCACAUUCCCGAUGGAUUCCACACUCACGGUGUCGAUUUACGACUGGGACCUGGUUGGAACCGACGAUCUGAUCGGGGAAACCAAACUGGACCUGGAGAACCGUUUCUACAGCAAACACAGAGCCACGUGUGGGAUCACUUCUAACUACGCCAUUCAUGGUUACAAUGUUUGGAGGGACCCAUUGAAACCCACCCACAUCCUGGCUAAGCUGUGCAAGGAGGGGAAACUGGACGGGCCUCACUAUGGCCCCGGAGGAAGAGUGAAGGUGGACAACCGUGUCUUCAUGGCACAGACUGAGAUCGAGGAUGAAAACGGUUUGAAGAAGCAGACGGAUGAACACCUGGCUCUGACCGUGUUGAAGCACUGGGAGGAUAUGCCCCGGGCCGGAUGCAAACUCACUCCUGAGCACGUGGAAACAAGACCCCUGCUCCAUCCUGACAAACCGGGAAUCGAACAGGGACGGAUUGAGAUGUGGGUGGACAUGUUUCCUAAAGACAUGACUGCUCCAGGCCCAGCACUUGACAUUUCACCAAGGAAACCGAAGAAGUUUGAACUGAGGGUGAUCAUCUGGAACACAGAUGAAGUCGUUCUGGAGGACGACGACAUCUUUACUGGAGAGAAAUCCAGUGACAUAUUUGUGCGAGGUUGGCUGAAAGGGCAGCAGGAGGACAAGCAGGACACUGACGUCCACUACCACUCCAUCACCGGGGAGGGCAAUUUCAACUGGCGCUUCGUCUACCCCUUUGACUACCUCAUGGCUGAAGAGAAGAUCGUCAUCUCAAAGAAAGAGUCCAUGUUUGCCUGGGACGAGACCGAGUACAAGAUUCCAGCUCGUCUUAACUUGCAAGUGUGGGACGCCGACCAUUUCUCUGCAGAUGACUUCUUAGGUGCUAUUGAGCUGGACCUGAACCGUUUCCCUCGCGGUGCAAAGACUCCCAAGCAGUGCACUAUAGAGAUGGUGACAAAUGAGGGGGAGAUGCCCUGUGUCUCCAUCUUCAAACAGAAGAGGAUCAAGGGCUGGUGGCCGUUUGUCGCCAGAAAUGAAGAUGACGAGUUUGAGCUGACGGGAAAAGUGGAAGCAGAGCUUCACCUGCUGACUGGAGAGGAAGCAGAAAAAAGCCCAGUGGGUGAAGGACGCAACGAACCGGAGCCACUGGAGAAACCCAACCGUCCAGACAUCGCCCUCCUGUGGUUCCUCAUCCCUUUCAAAGCCGUUAAGAACCUGGUGUGUAACCAGUACCGGUGGCUGACCAUCAAGAUUGUCACUGCUCUGCUGCUGCUCGCCAUCUUGGGUCUGUUCCUGUACAACAUGCCUGGUUACAUGGUGAAGAAGAUGUUGGGGGCUUGAAAGCGCCGCUCAGAUUUUCCCAGUAAUCAAAUCAUUUCACUUGUAUGUUUCCCUCUCGUUCUUAAGAAAGUAUUUAGCAAAAUUUCAAAAGACAUCAAGAUGUAGAUUAGUGCAGCUACAGUUUGCAAUAUUGCAAGUUUAGUAUUGACCUAAAUCCAUCAACAUGCAAAUGUCUCAUUAUUUCCAAGUGUAGUUUUAUCUAGCUUGAAGUAUUAUUAUUAUAAUUAUUAUUAUUGAUGUUCUUGUUGUGGUUGCUGCUGUUGCAAAGCUUUUUUUUGCUGACUAUUAUUUUGAAUUUAAAAGUAGCAUCUGUAUGACUUUUGAAUUUGUGAACGUGACACCAAUAAACAUUUCACAUCA